This is a messenger RNA of Heterobasidion irregulare TC 32-1, 285 nucleotides long. RefSeq lists its product as uncharacterized. Lineage: Eukaryota; Fungi; Basidiomycota; Agaricomycetes; Russulales; Bondarzewiaceae. Bases 1 to 285 code for a protein of 94 amino acids. The transcript has 2 exons. The record is from RefSeq and is a predicted model, not a curated record.
AUGUUCGGACGAUCGGAACUUGCCCUUAACAUGUGUUCUGCCGGCGCAGAAGUCUUCGGCACCGUUAGGGUUACUAACGCUGUCUGGCUUUCACAGCGGUGGAUUGAGCCUUAUCCCCGUGCCCUCACAGCACUGCUUCUGGACUGCACUGACUCUGCUGUGGAGGCGGGAGACAGGGGAUUGCAUUUCGAGCGCACUGAUGAGGCUACACGUAAGGCUUUAGAUCUGCCGCCCAAGAAAAAAUGGCACACACCGGGAUCCAUGGCUGCAACAUCGACUAUAUGA